AUGUUCGCCAUUUUCCGUGGCAGACGACUCAGGCUCCCACCGGAGCUCUCUAUUUUCGCCGCCCCUCAAUUUCGGACUGCUGAAAAUGCAGUAUUUUUCAGGUCUUUCACCACCGGGAGACUACCGCCAGGUGUUCGCGAAAAUGACCCAGAGAAAUCCUUCACUUUAUCCUACCUCGUCAGCUCAUGCGGGUUGGCUCCAGACGUCGCCGUCCGCGCCUCCAGUAAAGUCCAGCUGAAAUCGCCUGAAAAACCAGACGCUGUCUUGAAUCUCCUGAGAGAGUACGGAUUCACGCCCGCCCACAUCUCUGUAAUGGUCACCCGGUUUCCGAAAGUACUCUCUGCCUGCCCAGACCAAACCCUUUUGCCCAAGCUUGAGUUUUUCGCCUCCAUUGGCGUCCCCCUCCCCAUCUUGGCCAACAGGCUGUCCCUCUACCCUGGCAUCUUAUGGCGCAACCUUGAGAACUCAAUCAUCCCCUUAUGCGAUUUCCUGAAAAACCUGUUCGGGUCGGAUGAGGGUGCCGUUCAAGUCUUUAAAAGGGCUCCCCAGUUCUUCCACUGGGGCCAGCCAGGUAACCUCUCAUCCAACUUCUCGUUUCUUGUGGCCUGCGGGGUCCCUCAGCCAUCUCUCGUGUCACUGUUCACGACCUACCCAGCAAUGCUCGUGGUUUCUCAGGAGAAGUUAUCCUCGUGCAUGGGUCGAGCAAUAGAAAUGGGGUUUGACGUGACCAAAAAGACAUUUCUGAUGGCCAUUCGGGUUUUGAUGGGUUUGAAUGAGUCGACCCUUAAGCGUAAGAUGGCGGUUUAUAGAAAGUGCGGCUGGUCGGAAUCCGACAUCAGGACCGCCUUUCUGAAUCAGCCGCUUUGUAUGGCCUUGUCCGAGAAGAAGAUAUUGAAGAGUAUGGGUUUUCUUGUCGAUAAAUUAGGGUGUUCACCAGGUGACGUGGCUCGGUGCCCUUUGCUUCUUCGGUACAGCGUCGAAAAGAGAAUGAAGCCGAGGUGGGCAGUUGCUACGGUUUUGAGUGAGAAGGGGCUGAAGAAUGUGGCUGUCACGUCCUUGCUCACAGUGUCUGAGAAGACUUUCUUGAAGAACUAUGUCGAGAAGUACGAGAAGGAUGUUCCCGAACUUUUGGACAUUUAUCGAGGUAAUCAAAUCCUGUCCCGAACCUCUUGA
Molecule: messenger RNA, 1173 nt
Organism: Striga asiatica
Lineage: Eukaryota; Viridiplantae; Streptophyta; Magnoliopsida; Lamiales; Orobanchaceae
Source: the annotation of a GenBank genome assembly